Molecule: messenger RNA, 3192 nt
Organism: Sclerotinia sclerotiorum 1980 UF-70
Lineage: Eukaryota; Fungi; Ascomycota; Leotiomycetes; Helotiales; Sclerotiniaceae
Exons: 2
Coding region: 1-3192 (1063 amino acids)
Biological process (GO): ribosome-associated ubiquitin-dependent protein catabolic process; rescue of stalled cytosolic ribosome
Cellular component (GO): RQC complex
Molecular function (GO): tRNA binding; ribosomal large subunit binding
Source: RefSeq, a predicted model, not a curated record
AUGCCAAAGAAUACCCAGAAGCACCCAGUCAUCGCCCAUGAACUUUCAAAUGCAUUGGUUACGUUGCGAGUUUCUAAUAUUUACGACCUCUCAUCAAAGAUUUUCUUGGUGAAAUUCGCGAAACCAGACAACAAACAGCAGAUCCUCAUAGAUUCGGGAUUUCGAUGUCAUCUCACCGACUUCUCUCGAGCGACUGCAGCUGCUCCUAGUGUAUUCGUACAGCGAUUAAGGAAAUACUUAAAGACAAGACGGGUCACACAGGUUUCUCAAGUUGGGACGGAUCGCAUAAUCGAGUUUCAAUUCAGUGAUGGACAAUACAGGUUAUAUUUGGAAUUCUAUGCCGGUGGGAAUAUCAUUCUCACAGACAAGGAGCUGAACAUCUUAACCUUGCUCCGAGUGGUCGAUCCAGGAGAAGCUCAAGAAGAAUUACGUGUGGGACUCAAAUAUUCUUUGGAAAAUCGACAGAAUUAUGGAGGAAUUCCAGAUUUGACUAGAGAACGCCUUAAGGAAGCUUUACAAAAGGGUGCAGAUAAGGGGGAGGAUGAUUCCGGAAAGAAGAAGAAGAAGCCUGGGGAUGCGCUACGUAAAGCUUUAGCUGUGUCCAUUACAGAAUUCGCUCCGAUGCUAGUAGAUCACGCAAUGCGUAUCACGAAUUUCAAUCAUUCUCUCAAGCCGUCUGAAGUCUUGCAGAGCGAAGAUCUCUUGGAUCAUUUGAUGAGAUCACUUCAAGAAGCUCAACGAGUUGUUCAAGAGAUCACCAGUUCCGAAACUUCAAAAGGAUACAUAAUAGCGAAGAAAAAGGACUCUCAAGUUACAUCAGAUGAUAAUCAAGCUGAGGACCGGAAGGGGUUACUUUACGAUGAUUUUCAUCCAUUCAAACCACGACAAUUUGAGGACGAUCCAACAUUGGUCUUUUUAGAAUUUGAAGGCUUCAACAAAACUGUUGAUGAGUUCUUUUCCUCAAUCGAAGGACAAAAACUUGAAUCGAGACUGGAAGAGAGAGAAUUGAACGCCAAAAAGAAGAUUCAGGCAGCACGAAAUGAACAAGCCAAACGUCUAGGCGGGUUACAGGAAAUUCAGGCACUCAAUGAACGUAAAGCUAGUGCUUUGCAAGCUAAUGUUGAACGGGUCCAAGAGGCCAGAGAUGCCGUCAAUGGCCUAAUCGCGCAAGGCAUGGAUUGGUUCGAGAUUGGACGUCUAAUUGAAUUGGAGCAGAAACGCAAAAAUCCGGUAGCUUCAAUGAUCAAAUUACCUCUGAAACUUGAUCAGAAUACAGUCACUCUUUUGCUGGAUGAGGAGGUUUUCAACGAUGAUGAGGAUUCAAGUUAUGAGACGGACAGUGAUGUGUCCGACAGCGAAGACGAAGAGAAGGCUGCUAAACCCGUUGAGAAGGAAGAAAAGGCUACAGAGACACGACUCGCGAUUGAUAUCAAUCUAUCAUUAUCACCUUGGGCAAAUGCACGUAAUUACUUUGAUCAAAAACGUUCAGCAGCAUCAAAAGAAGACAAGACCUUGCAAUCAUCUUCUAAGGCGUUGAAAAGCACCGAAGCGAAGAUUGCUCAGGAUUUAAAGAAAGGCUUGAAGCAAGAAAAGACUAUUUUACGACCCGUGAGAAAACAGAUAUGGUUUGAAAAAUUCGUUUGGUUCAUAUCUAGCGAUGGAUAUCUAGUUCUUGCAGGCAAAGACGCACAACAAAGUGAAAUCCUGUACAAGAGAUAUCUUAGGAAAGGGGAUAUGUACUUACAUGCAGAUAUAAGCGGUGCAGCCUCGGUCAUUGUGAGGAACAACCCAAAGACACCCGAUGCCCCAAUUCCUCCACAAACCCUCAGUCAAGCUGGAACUUUGGUUGUUGCUACGUCUAGUGCUUGGGAUUCUAAAGCUGGUAUGUCUGCUUGGUGGGUUAAUGCAGAUCAAGUAUCGAAAGCAGCUCCUACGGGUGAAUUUCUUCCCGCCGGUAAAUUCACGAUUCAAGGGAAGAAGAAUUUUUUACCUCCUGCACAGCUCCUUCUUGGCUUUGGUAUCUUAUUUCAAAUCAGUGAUGAGAGUAAAGCUAGACAUGUCAAACAUAGAUUUCAAGAUGGUGAGCCAGUGGGUGACUCGACCACAGAUGCUACUGCGGCUGGGGAUUCUAUCCUUGACGAUGAAGGUUCCGAAGACGAGUUGAAUCAAUCUGAUAAAGAUGAGCCGAAGACUGAAAAAGACGUUGACCAGGUUAAUCAUCAAGAUAAGGAUGAUUCAGAUGAGGACGACGUUGAAUCGAAGCCUAAUCCUUUACAAAGUGAAACAGAAAAAAUUCACGAAGCAAUUUUACAAGAGAAAACCGAGAAUCUGCAAAUCGACGAUAAAGUUGCUCAGCCACCGACCUCUGAAACACAAAUAGAGGAAUCGGAUGAAGAAGAUUCUGUCAAGGAGUCACAGCCUACCAACCAUGGUAAAAAAGCUACAUCUAUUCAAAAUCAACCCAAAAAGGGUCCUGCACCAGCCAAGCGAGGCAAGAAAGGAAAGGCCAAGAAAAUUGCACAGAAAUACAAGGAUCAAGAUGAAGAAGAUCGAAUAGCUGCUCAAGAAAUCAUUGGAGCUGCCGCCGGUCAAGAAAAGGCCGAAGCCGAAGCAAAAGCUAAAGCAGCUCGAGAAGCCGAACUUGCAUUCCAAAAAGAACGUCGAAGAGCACAACAUGAACGUACACAAAAAGAAACAGCCGAACACGAACAGAUGCGUAAAUUAAUGCUUGAAGAUGGUAUCGAUACUCUCGAAGACAACGAGGCCGAAAAAAUGACAUCUCUAGAUACAUUUGUAGGUCUUCCAUUACCAGGUGAUGAAAUCCUAGAAGCAAUUCCUGUUUGUGCACCCUGGGCCGCAAUGGGAAAAUAUAAAUACAAAGCGAAGAUUCAACCCGGUGCGCAGAAGAAGGGGAAAGCCGUGAGAGAAAUUCUGGGAAAAUGGAUCGCGGCUGCUAGUGCAAAAAAUGUUUUGGAUGAAUCGAGUUUGGAUAUUGAGAGAAUAUGGCCGAGGGAAUUAGAUCUUAUUAAGGGUUUGAAACCCGAGGAAACGACGAAUGUGGUUCCGGUUGGGAAAGUUAGGGUUAUGAUGGCUGGUGGGUCGGCGGGGGCGGCGGCGCCGAAGGGUGAGAAGGGGAAGAGUGGUGCGGGUGGUGGUGGUGGUAGAGGUGGUAAGGGUAGUAAGAGGAGGUAG